AUGUGGAAGAGGCUUGCGCUUACAGUGGUUGCAGUUGAGUUGGGGAGACGGAGUGGUAAUCCGAGAAAAGGGGAAGGAUCUAAGAGGUCAAGUUUAACAAAUGGAAGCCCUGGUCAAAGUCAAGGUCCUGGUUUGUGUUUGUCUAGUGCAACUCCUUCAUCUAGCCCAGCAACAGCAACCGAUGCAUCUUCUUUGCCAAGUGGAGGUGUGAGUGGAGUUGCUGCUGUAGGUUCUGGUUCUAGUGGCCACAAUGUUGAUGAUGCUGGUACUGGUGCUAACUAUCCUGGUGGACAAGAAGGAGCAAAUACUGCAAAUGCCACCGUUGUUGAAGGUGAUGAGGCGCCAAGUGGAGAUGAAUAUGAACUAGAUGGAAAGAGGCAAAAGAGGUGCACAUCUGGUUUCUGGACACAUUUGAGGGUAGCACACAGUGUACAGACGGGCCAGCAGCAAUUAAAGGUGGAAAAAGAUGGUGCACAAGAAAUCAAAGCUGUUGUAACAUACAGGUAUGAUGAAGAGGCCAACUUGAGAAAGUUUUACUUGGCAAUAGUCAUGCAUGAGUAUCCAUUCAAUAUAUCUGAGCACGAGUAUUUUGUUGAUUUCAUCAAAUCACUACGCCCUAGCUUUCCAAUCAAAUCUAGAGUUACCAUUAGGAAAGAAAUUAUGAACAUGUUCUUAGAGGAAAAGGAGAAGUUGUAUGCUUAUUUCAAAUCUGUUCCUUACCGGCUCAGUGCCACCAUGGACAUGUGGACUUCAAAUCAGAACAAAUCAUACAUGUGUGUCACCGUUCAUUGGAUAGAUGAAAAUUGGUGUGUUCAGAAAAGGAUUGUGAACUUUGUGCAUGUAGAGGGCCGUCAUACUGGUGCCAAGUUGUCAGAGACAUUUACUGAACUCAUGGUUAAGUGGAAUAUUGACAAGAAAUUGUUUGCCCUGACCUUGGGCAAUGCAUCAGCAAAUGAAGUUGCAGUCAAAGACAUCAUAUCUGAUCUGAGGGCUAAUUCUAGUGCUUCAGCUUUGGUAUGUGAUGGCCUAUUCUUUCAUGUGAGGUGUGCUUGUCACAUACUAAACCUAGUUGCUAGGGAUGGUUUGAGUGUAAUCACACCCACAAUUGAGAAUAUUAGAAAACUUGUUCUUGCUGUUAAAGGAUCUCCCUUGCAAUGGGAAGAACUCAUGAAGCGUGCAACUGAGUGUGGACUGGAUACAAACAAGGGCCUGUCACUUGAUGUAUCAACAAGAUGGAAUUCAACAUAUUUGAUGCUCCGAGAUGCCUUGUACUAUAAGAAUGCAUUCAUGAGGUUGAAAUCAUCAGAUCACCGUAGGUAUGAAAACAUUACUCCAUCUCCUAGUGAAUGGGCUAUGGCAUUCAAACUUUUCCAAUGCUUGAAGAAAUUCUUUGAUCUCACUGAACUAUUUUCUGGUACUCUAUACCCCACUGCAAAUCUGUUCUAUAUAGGGUUUUGUGAGAUAAAGAUUUUGCUAGAUGAAUGGUCCGUUAGUCAAGAUAACACUAUUUGUACAAUGGCUACUUCUAUGAGUAGGAAGUUUGAAAAAUAUUGGAAGAAGUCAUCCACCACAAUUGCUGUUGCUUGUUUCCUAGAUCCUAGGUAUAAGAAAAGGCUUAUAGAGUUCUACAUGAGAAAAUUCCAUGGAAAUGCAUCUCAUGUUCAUGUUGAUGAACUUGUUGAUGUCAUCAAGAAACUGUACCAGUUCUAUGUUCAUGACGCACCCAUGUCUUCGAGGCAUAAAGGCAAAUCAAAUGCACCUAGUCAUAUGGAGAUCGAUACAGCGGACCUUUUAGUGGAUAAUGGAGAUGACGAACUAGAGAGCUACCUGUAUGAGUCUAGUGGGCCGAAUGGUGCUGAAAUGAAUGAGUUGGAUAAGUAUAUGGCAGAUCCACCUCUCCGGCUUAGUGGUCAGUUUGAUGUCUUGGCAUGGUGGAAGAACCAGACUGAUGAGUAUCCUGUUCUUUCAAGAAUAGCUCAUGAUUUGCUGGUUGUACAAGUCUCUACUGUAGCUUCUGAAUCAGCUUUUAGUGCUGGUGGACGUGUAGUUGAUCCUUUCCGUAGCCGCCUUGAACCUGAAAUUGUUGAAGCUUUGAUAUGCUUGAAAGAUUGGAUUGCUGCAGGAAGAAGAGAAAAGAAGGUUGGUUCCAUUGUUUGUGAUCUUGAAGUUAUUGAGGCCCUUGUAGAAAAGUUGACUAUUGAGGACGAUGAUGUUGCGGACAGUGAUGGAGAAAUGGAUGCGCAUGGGUCAUGGUCAGCUGCAAAUGAGCAUGAUUUCUAUGGCAUUUAA
Molecule: messenger RNA, 2289 nt
Organism: Striga hermonthica
Lineage: Eukaryota; Viridiplantae; Streptophyta; Magnoliopsida; Lamiales; Orobanchaceae
Source: the annotation of a GenBank genome assembly